AGCAUCGAACGUGCUCUGUCGCCUAUUUCUGCCUAUGCUAUUAUCAUAUACAUCCAUGGCUGUCGCUGACUUCCGUGAUGUAAACACCAUGAGUCUAAGAGAAAUCAACGAGAACGUGAAGCUGGCCCGCGAAUAUGCCUUGCUGGGAAACUACAGCUCGGCCAGUGUUCUCUAUCAUGGAUUACUAGAUCAAAUCAAAAAGUAUGUGUACACUGUGCGGGACAGCAGUGUUCAGCAGAGAUGGCAGCAGUUGUGGCAAGAAAUCAGUGAAGAGAAUCGGCAAGUUCAGGACAUAAUGUCGACUCUGGAGAACUUUCAGCUGGACACGACGCCUGCUAAACCCAGUAACCACGAUGACUGUGAAAUAAGGCCUGUGCAUGUGGAACAGAGACAUUCUCCUUGUCCUGUCAGGCGUCCUGCUAACCCCUAUAAAGACAGCAAACCUCCCAACAACAGGCUGAGCGUGGCUGUGAGGGCCCAGCAGAGGCACUCGUCUCGCGGGUCCAACGGGGACAGGAGCAAACUAGCCAAGGGCAAAGAAAAGAAGGAGUCCAAAGAGCCGAAGGAGGCCGCUGGCAAAUCAAAGGAUGAUAAGAACAAAGCAGAUGUCCAGGAGAAGGAAGUGAAAAAGUUUGACGGGACAGGAUAUGAUAAAGACCUCGUGGAAGCUUUGGAGAGAGAUAUUAUAUCUGAGAAUCCAAAUGUUAAAUGGGACAACAUUGCAGACUUGGAAGAUGCAAAAAAACUCCUGAAAGAAGCGGUUGUGUUGCCGAUGUGGAUGCCAGCAUUUUUCAAAGGCAUACGAAGACCAUGGAAGGGAGUGCUUAUGGUGGGACCUCCAGGCACGGGGAAAACACUUUUGGCUAAAGCAGUUGCUACCGAGUGCAGAACCACAUUCUUCAACGUCUCCUCAUCUACUCUCACCUCCAAGUACAGAGGGGAGUCUGAGAAGCUAGUUCGACUUCUCUUUGAAAUGGCCCGUUUUUACGCUCCCACUACGAUCUUCAUUGAUGAAAUUGACUCCAUGUGCAGCCGCAGAGGGACUUCAGAGGAACAUGAGGCCAGCCGGAGAGUCAAGGCAGAGCUGCUGGUGCAGAUGGAUGGUGUCGGUGGAGCAUCGGAAAACGAUGAUCCAUCAAAGAUGGUGAUGGUGUUGGCUGCCACCAACUUCCCAUGGGACAUCGAUGAGGCUCUGAGAAGACGGCUGGAGAAGAGGAUCUACAUCCCUCUGCCAUCAGCGGAAGGGCGAGUGGAGCUGCUCCGGAUCAACCUGAAGGAGCUGGAGGUGGCCAGCGACGUGGACUUGGACAAGAUCUCCGAGCAGAUGGAGGGUUACUCAGGAGCCGACAUUACCAAUGUGUGCAGGGAUGCCUCUCUGAUGGCCAUGAGGCGAAGAAUCGAGGGCCUCACCCCAGACGAGAUCCGUAAUAUUUCCCGGGACGAGAUGCACAUGCCCACCACCAUGGAGGACUUUGAGUCUUCUCUGAAGAAAGUGUCCAAAUCUGUGUCCAAAUCUGACCUGGAGAAGUAUGAAAAGUGGAUCGAAGAGUUUGGGUCCUGCUGAAAAACACCAUCACCUGAGUCAGUUUUAUCCGAAUAUGUAACUGUUGUUUUGUGGGUAACGCUGAGGUUAAGUACUGUGUGUGUGUGUGUGUGGCUGUGUCAUUCCAUUGAUAUUGAAGAGUAAGCUUAUACUUGAGGUAAAUAUGUGCACCUCUUCCUCUUGUACAUUAUGUUAAUGUAACGCAGACGUCUUAAUCUGAAAAGGUGACUCGAGUCAACUUGAUGUGGGAAAAUAGUUGACGUUCCUCGCAAAUUAUGACAUCAAUGAUGAUAUGAUAACUUCAACUCUAGCUGGGAGAGAAACUGACAAAUGUGAGGACCCAAAGUUUCCUGCAACACACUGACAGAAGAGUUCAUUACUGCUACUUUGCUUUCCCAAGUGUCAUAAUAUUCAGCUUUGUACCUGACCGUGAGAUACUAACUGCCAAUCAAAUGUUAGUCCUGUUUGGUUUUUUGUGUUUUCCUUUUUAUUUUUUAUUUUUUUUAAAGCACUUGAUUUUAUUUAGAACUGUGUGGUUCUUUCACAUUUUUGUAGAUGACACUAACGAGAUGUAAUUAAAGUUAAUGAUUCUGGA
Molecule: messenger RNA, 2138 nt
Organism: Sander lucioperca (pikeperch)
Lineage: Eukaryota; Metazoa; Chordata; Actinopteri; Perciformes; Percidae
Gene: katna1
Product: katanin p60 (ATPase containing) subunit A 1
Exons: 12
Coding region: 35-1564 (509 amino acids)
Biological process (GO): microtubule severing
Cellular component (GO): microtubule cytoskeleton
Molecular function (GO): ATP hydrolysis activity; ATP binding; microtubule binding
Source: RefSeq, a predicted model, not a curated record